Messenger RNA from Strongyloides ratti, 1023 nucleotides. Its product is annotated as Tyrosyl-DNA phosphodiesterase 2. The record is from RefSeq and is a predicted model, not a curated record. Gene Ontology annotation, biological process: double-strand break repair. Gene Ontology annotation, molecular function: 5'-tyrosyl-DNA phosphodiesterase activity; single-stranded DNA binding. The transcript is spliced from 4 exons. Gene Ontology annotation, cellular component: PML body; cytoplasm. Bases 1 to 1023 code for a protein of 340 amino acids. Lineage: Eukaryota; Metazoa; Nematoda; Chromadorea; Rhabditida; Strongyloididae.
AUGGAAUUCAAUACAAAUCAAUCGACUAGACCUCCUACACAAGCGGAAAUAGAUGAAUUUGUAAAAAAUACAAAAAGUCACCCAGAUGUUGCUAGACAAUUCUUAGCUGAUUGUAAUAACUCAGUUGAAUGGGCUUGCUUAUUAUUUUUUCAAGUCUCUGAUGAGUUAUAUGAAGAGAAGGGUGUUGAUGUUCAAUCUGAAUGUCAAAAUAUAGCUUCUGUAAAUGAUGUACCAGCAUGUAAAAAAGCUAAGAUUGAAGAAAUUAAGGAUGAGGUAGAGAGCAAAUUAUUAGAUUUUGGUUUAAUAAGUUGGAAUGUCAAUGGAUUAUAUAAAGUUCAUUGUGAUGUUCGAAUGAAAGAACUUUCUCCUAGUAUGGCUAAAGUUGUGGAUAAAUAUUUAUCACCAAUCUAUAACAUUAUGUAUGAAAGAGGAGAUUACACAAUGUAUGAUAAAUAUUUCACAGCUGUUUGUGUAGUUAAUACAAUAAAAGUUAUGGGCAAUGAAUUUUUGCCUUUUAAAAAUUCAAAAAUGGAAAGAGGUUGCCAUCUGGUAAAAAUUGAUCUUUUGUCUAAAAAAAUAGCUUUAAUAAAUACUCAUUUGGAAAGUGGAAAAGAAUCGUCGGCUGUUAGGGUGGCUCAAAUGGAGUGGUGUGUCAAAAAGAUGGAAGAAUUAAAAAUAAGAGGGUAUGAUGUUAUAUUUGGUGGAGAUCUUAAUAUUCGUAAAGAAGAAUGUAGUCAAAUAGUCUCAGAAAAAUUAGAUUGUUUUGUAAAAUAUGGGAGACCAUCAAAAUAUAACUACACUUGGAGAGGUGAAGAGAUAUUUUCAAAAAAGUCUGAUCGUUCCUUUACUCCUAAAGCGAGAUUUGAUAGAAUUUAUCAUGAUGGAGGUUUUCUUAAUUUAUCAAAUUAUGAACAUAUUGGGUUUGAGUGGUUAAAAAAGCAAGAUUGUGCUUUAUCUGAUCAUCUGGGAAUUUUUACAAAUUUCCAAUUUGAACCGGUGACAGUUGAAGAGAAAGCACUUUAA